AAAAUGUAAUGCACGCUAUGCCCAAGGGUUGUUGACAGAUUUGUGUUGAGAUGCGAAAUUUAUUAUUAAUUCAAGAAACGACAUAAUAUGUAUAGCAGUAACCAGUUAAAUCGUAGAAAGUGGUAUUAAGCAUGCAAAAUUACUUUAAGUUAUCUUGCGUAGUGCUUCUGUGUUUUAUUCCGCAGUGACCGCGUUCAGUUUUGCGUGUGCGACUUCUUGCGAUAAAAGCAUAUCCCGCGUGCUUGAUGCUGUUACAGAGUUCGCACCUUAUACAAACGAAGGAAACCAACGUAAAUACAUGACGGCUGGUUGACAGAUGCCAACGAGCAGUUUCCCGCAACUUGUUCUAAUAAUAUGUACUCAAAAGCUGUGAAAGUUUCUUCCGAGACCAGAAUACAUUUUCGACAAACCUCUAUUUCUCUUACCGAAGCAGCAAACAAACAAAUUACCGGUGGCAAAUCAAACAGAGAUUCCACAGGUGAUUUGAGAUGCUUUAUAUGCGACGGAAAAAUUACGGGAACUUGCUUCCCACUUGUCGUUGGCGUAACGCCAUACAGUAAAACAGACAUACCAACAAAAAUAGGCCAGUUAAUGGGAGAAGGUUUUAUGGUAGUUGUGUCUGAAGACGAUAAUUUAUGUAAGAGAUGUACGUCACUGUUGUAUCAACUUGACAGAUUAGAAGUGGAUCUGAAUUUAGUAAAAGAAGCAUUAACGAAUUACCUAAAACUGAAGUAUCAGUUAAAUGAAGAGGAUCAUGAAAUAGCAACUAGCAGAGAUGACUCAAGUUUUCUACUUUACAAUGAGGAAGAGAAUGAAAAUGACAAAGCUAGUUGCAAGAAGUUGUGUGGCAAGGAAGGAGAGGUUGCAGUAGAUGAGGAAUUUAAGGAUGGAUGUGAGAAUAUUCCAGGAAUUUUAAGCAGCGCAACAAAGAGUCCCAAAAAUAUAAAUGCUGAAAUAAUACUGGAUGAAAGACUUGGUAAGAGGAGGAAGAAGAAAAGGAGAACUACAGAUGCAUUGGGUGUUUUAAAUGGACAGUCAUCCUCCACAAAUAAGGAAUACAAAUGCAGUUUAUGUGAACUGAAAACUCCUGAUAUCUCUGUGUAUAAAGCCCAUUCUUGCAAUAAGUAUGACGGCAUCAAAUGUGAAAAUGAUUUUAAGAGUUCUCAAGGAACCCAGAAACAAAUAAAAAAUAUUCAUUCAGCAGAGUGGCUGUGCCAUAUCUGUGACAUGAUUUUUGAAGAAGAAAACAUGCUUGCAUCGCAUAUACAAACUAGCUCUCAUAAUGAUAUGGUACACCAUAAGCUGCAGAGUGGACAGCCUGGUAACAAGAAAACAAGUAUUUUUAUUUCUGGAGAAUACACCUGCAGCAUUUGCAACUUCAAAACAGGAAGCAUAGUGACUUACAGAGACCAUCAGCAGUUUCAUUUUCAAAAUCGCUCAGAAUACGAGUCAUCAUGUAAAAGCUUUCUAAAGAGAGCACAUGGCCAAAAAUCGAAUUCAUACAAAACAGACGAUCAUUUUGUGGGCAGUACAGAGAAAGGAAGUGAUCAGAGAGUAAUCCAGGAAGAGCUCACCUGUAAUUUACAAAAUGGUAUCACAAAAGAUGGCUUUAAUAUUCUGAAGGCAGAAGACAAGGUGACUGUUGACACUAAUUAUAAAAUGACUGAAAAUAAGAAGUUAGCUACUGAGGACAGAAUUCCCAACACAGAACAUUACUUCUGCAGUUCUUGCUCUUUAGUGUUUCCCUCAGAUAGGUUACUACAGCACCAUAAAAAUGUACAUCAUACGCUACCAUCAUUAAAGAAAGACACAUUACUUACUACAGAAAUAACCAGUCAUAAUUUUUGUGAUUUAAAGCAGAAAGGUUGCUUGGACAGUAAUAAGUCUUCCAACCAGUAUAUGAACAAUGAAAAUUUUAUGAACUUGUUUAAAAAAGUAAGCACUCAAUUUAUGCAAGUUCCUAAUAGAAAUAACAAUAACUUAAAUGGCACAGAGUUAGCCAUUGAAAAUGUAUCAGGAAGAGCGACUUCCAAUUCCACUACAUGUACAAAAAAUGACUGUAAUUCUAGCCAGCACGCUGAUGGUGAAAUAGAUUAUACAGUUUCUGGUAAAAAUGAACAGCAGUCUGCAACAACUCAGAACUCAACUUUUGAAAACUCUAGUGAAUCCUUAGUAACAACACAUAGGUCACAUUCAUCUGAAGCAACCCAAGUAAAUAACAGUAUUCCACGUAAUUUUCCGAUUAAUAAAUUUAUCGAAAAUGCUAGGACUGACUCAGCUGUAAAACAAAAGGGAAAUUCUGAGAAAAAUGUUAGUUCUAAUUCAAGCCAUGAAUAUUUAUUAGGUGCACCAUACAGAGAUAUUCAGAAAAGUGAACUUGUGUCAAAAAAUGGAACUGAAAGUACAAAGCAGAAAGAUUGUGAGAUGAAGGCAAAAGUUGAUAAUGAAACAUCUCUGUCAGAUAGCUGUGGAUCAAUAAGUUAUCCACCACAAACAAUGAAGGAAAUGAGGACACCUUUUCUUUUUCAUAUAACAAAACCAGGAACUGCACAGUGUGAAAUUUGUGGCAAAUUCUUUUCUAGCAACAGUAAAAUGUUGUACCAUAGAGAUAUAUGUUCAAAGAAUUUAAGCUGUAAGUUAUGCAAUAAGCAUUUUCUAAAUAUGAAUGAUCUACAUAAACAUAAUAGUGAAAAACAUCAAACACAUAAAAUGCAUCAUAAUUGUAUGCACUGUUCAGCAUCAUUUUUGACAAAGGAACAUUGUCUGACACAUGAAGAAAAUUGUGUAUUUGUGCCCUAUUGUGAUGAAUGUGGAGAAAAAUUUUCUGAAGUUGAUCAGCUGCGGUCUCACAAGGAUACAACUCAUAGAGAUCCUCACUGUCGCUAUUGCGGUAAGGAAAUACUUAAAUUAAAAACAUUACGAUUUCAUGAAUUGAGGCAUAUGAAAGAUACUACAGAAAAGUUUGAAUGCAGUGAAUGUGAAAAAGUAUUUAAAACAAAAACUGGCCUGCGAAAUCAUUUUGCGCUACAUACUGGCCAAUACAAAUUUUGCUGUGAUUAUUGUGGCAGAGGUUUCAUGUCAAGAAUGAUGAUGGAAGAACACAGAAGUAAGCAUACAAAGGAGGAACGUUACAUAUGUGAUGUCUGUGGUCGUAAGUUUUGUUUCCAGAGUACAUAUUGGAUUCAUCGAAAAUGGCAUGACAACCCAUUCCCAUACAAAUGUAAUUUUUGUGGUCGUAAAUUUCGACACUCUUCAUUGUUAGCAGUGCACAAACGUAAACAUACUGGAGAGCGACCCUACAAAUGCCCUCACUGUCCUCUUACUUUUCCUGUUGGAGGCACAUUGAAACGCCAUAUCAUUCUGCACACAAGAGUUUACCCAUAUAAUUGUGAAAUCUGUAAGCGUGGUUUUACAACUCGUCACAAAUGUGCUAUUCAUCUUUCUAAAAUUCAUGGUGACAGUAAAAUGCUAAAUGAAAAAUCACGACCAAAUGAGUUUAAAAUGGUCAUUAGAGAUAAUGAAACAGUGAAGAAGCAAGAUAAUGUGGAGCCAUCAGCUGAAUGGCAGAACCCUGACGAUUCUGAGCAAGUUGAUAUGAACUUUAGAUUAGGAAGUUCAGCAGGCGGUGUGGAUAAUUUUGACCACUUGGAGGGGGCAAUGUCAUGCUCCUUGGUUCCAGAUGAACUUUUAGUUGGAAAUGCUUUUGCAACCAGAGUCGUUGAGAUAGUUCGUGAUGACACUUCUCAAGCUGUUGCUGCAGUGACUGUUGCAGAUCCUGAAGCAAAUAAUCUUCCUGAUCUGUGGUAUCAGUAACAAAAUUAGCAGCAUAAUCAGCGGAGAGAAACAGCUGCAAGAAAAUAUUUUGUAUAUUUAUUUUUGUAAGAUGCUGUGUAUAAAUCAAAGUAAGGUACCUGCUAUUUAUGUUAAAAGAACACUAUAACAUGUGAA
Molecule: messenger RNA, 3948 nt
Organism: Schistocerca serialis cubense
Lineage: Eukaryota; Metazoa; Arthropoda; Insecta; Orthoptera; Acrididae
Product: zinc finger protein 493-like
Exons: 4
Coding region: 355-3813 (1152 amino acids)
Biological process (GO): regulation of transcription by RNA polymerase II
Cellular component (GO): nucleus
Molecular function (GO): DNA-binding transcription factor activity, RNA polymerase II-specific; RNA polymerase II transcription regulatory region sequence-specific DNA binding
Source: RefSeq, a predicted model, not a curated record